CAACGGAACAGAGCGUGCGCAGAAGACUCUUGAAAGCAUUACCUGCGGUACAGUUAGCCAAGGCCUUCGCUUGCGCUGUGGGCGGGGGAGAGCCCGCUCAUCCAGCGGAGGAAACAACGGUCGCCUGUAGACUUUUCCCACUCUAGGAAGGAGAACUCUACCUCUGGGAGGUCCAGCCUCUAGGAGGCCAGGACGGCGCGUGAAAUUUUGGCGGGAAGGAUUUUCAGUUGCUCUUGCUGGGGCGCAAAAGCCCUGAGGGAGCGGAGACUCCCCUUCUCUCCCACCUCCGGGAAACCGGGAAAGGGGCGGGGGAAGUGGGUGGGGAGGGUCCGCCGUGACCGAAGGCGGAGACCUCGGAGGGAGUUUCCCCCGUAGGGGCUGAGCUGAACCGAAUGGAGGCUCGGGGGUCUCCCCUUCAGGCGGGGAGCGGCGGCUCGAGCGGCCUCCGCGAGGGUCCCCGCAGCCCCGAGGCUGAGCGCUGGCGCUUCCGCAGCUGCGGCUCCCGGGAGGCCGAGGGUCCCCGGGCGCUUUGCAGCCGCCUGCACGGGCUGUGCCGGGAGUGGCUGCGGCCCGAGCGGAGCAGCAAAGCCGAGAUGCUGGACCUGGUGGUGCUGGAGCAGCUGCUGGCCCUGCUGCCCCCGGAGCUGGCGGGCUGGCUGAGGGAGUGCGGGGCGGAGAGCUGCGCCCAGGCGGUGGCCCUGGCCGAAGGCUGCCUCCUCGGCCCCGCAGCCGCCCCGGAAAAGCUGGCCAAGGGCCGGCAGAUGCAGGAGCUGUUCACAGGAGAGAUCUCAGCAGAGCUCCAGGAAAGAGGAAAUCGAUGUAAUCCUUUUCAAGGGCUGCCUUUUAGGAGGUCCCAACUUGGGCCAUUUCAGCAGGGCUCUGAUCCCUUUGAGGAGGUCACUGUGGACUUCACAGAAGAGGAGUGGGCACUGCUGGAUUCUGGCCAGAGAGCCUUGUGUGCAGAAGUCACAUUGGAGGCUUUUAGGAAUAUUAUUGCCCUAGCAGGUGAUACAAUGGAGAAGGAGAAGCAGGAGUGGUUAAUGUCGCUGCCAGGAGAAGUGACAUUUGACCAUCAAGCAAAUCCAAAAAGACAAGAGAGAAGCCACUCAGAAGGUGGACUUGAAAAGUCCUCCACAUCUCAUCAUUUCUUUUCUCUUACUUUACCUAAGAACCUUUAUAGCAAACACAAACCACAAAGUAUUGUAAACUUGGGGGAGGAUUCCAGUUUGAGUAGAGAAACUAAAAUAUGCACAAAAUGUGGAAAAAGCUUUGGUAGUAAUGCUAGCCUUAAUGGCCAUCAAAGGAUCCACAUAACUGAGAAACCAUAUAGUUGCGAGGAAUGUGGAAAGGGCUUUGCUUUAAUAGGAAAACUUAAUUCUCAUAAAAGGAUGCACACAGAAGAGAAACUAUAUAAAUGCACAGAGUGUGGAAAGAGCUUCUGUAGCAAUGCUAGCCUUAAUGGCCAUCAAAGGAUCCACAUAACUGAGAAAUCAUAUAGCUGUGUGGAAUGUGGAAAGGACUUUGCUUUAAUAGGAAAACUUAAUGCUCAUGAAAGGAUUCACACAGGAGAGAAACCAUAUAAAUGUACAGAGUGUGGAAAGAGCUUCCAUUUCAGGCCUAGUCUUACCCGUCAUGAGAGGAUCCACAGAAGGGAGAAAAAAUAUAGGUGCAACAAGUGUGGAAAGAGAUUCUUUGAGAACAGAGCCCUUAUCAUCCAUCAAAGGAUCCACACAGGGGAGAGACCGUAUAAAUGCCUGGAGUGUGGAAAGAGGUUUUUUGACAACAAAGUUCUUACUCGUCAUCAAAGGAUCCACACAGGGGAUAAACCCUAUCAGUGCCUGGUGUGUGGAAAGAGCUUUAGUCAGAUAGGACAUCUCAAUUCUCACAAAAGAGUCCACACAGGGGAGAGGCCCUACAAAUGUAUGCAGUGUGCAAAGAGCUUCCGUUCCAAAAGUUCUCUUAAUCGCCAUGAGAGGAUCCACACAGGGGAGAAAAAGUAUAGCUGCAGAAUUUGUGCAAGGAGAUUCUUUGAGAAACGAACCCUUGCUAUCCAUGAAAGGAUCCACACAGGGGAGAAACCAUAUCAAUGCCCAGAGUGUGGAAAGAGCUUUAUUGAGAAAGGAAAACUUAAUUUUCAUACAAAAGUCCACACAGGGGAGCUGUAUAACUGCAUUGAGUAUGAAAAGCAGAAAGAAAAUCUUACUCAUGAAAGAAUCCACAAAGGAGAGAAACCAUAUAAAUGCACAGAAUGUGGAAAGAGCUUCUUUAGUAAGACUGGUCUUAAUGGCCAUCAAAGGGUCCACAUAGCUGAGAAGCCAUAUAGUUGUAUGGAAUGUGGAAAAGACUUUGCUUUAAUGGGAAAACUUAAUUCUCAUGAAAGAAUUCACACAGGGGAGAAACCAUAUAAAUGCACAAUAUGUGGAAAAAGCUUCCAUUUUAGGGGUAGUCUUAAUCGUCAUGACAGGAUCCACAGAGGAGAGAAAAAACUUAGUUGCCAGGAAUGUGGAAAGAGAUACUUUGAGAAGGCAGCCCUUACUAUCCAUCAAAGGAUCCACACAGGAGAGAGACCAUAUCAAUGCCCAGAGUGUGGAAAGAGCUUUUUUGACAACAAAGUUCUUACUCGUCACCAAAGGAUCCACACAGGGGAGAGACCAUAUCAAUGCCCAGAGUGUGGAAAGAGCUUUACUCAGAAAGCACAUCUUAAUUCCCAUAAAAUAACUCACACAGGGGAGAGGCCCUAUACAUGCACAGAAUGUGGAAAGAACUUCAGUUUCAAAAGUUCUCUUAAUCGCCAUGAGAGGAUCCACACAGGAGAAAAAGCAUACCCGAAGGGAGUGUGGAAAGAGAUUGAGAACAGAGCCCUUACUAUCCAUCAAAGGAUCCACAUGGCAUAAACUGGCAUAAAUGCCUGGAGUGUGGAAAUAGGUUUAGUCAGAAAGGCCAACUUAUUUCUCAUAAAAGAAUCCAUGUUAUGGAGAGACCAUAUACAGCUAGUCCUCAACUUACAACUGUUCAUUUAAUGACCAUUCAAAGUUACACUGAAAAAAUGAAAUAAAAGGGACACACUUAUGACAAAUUGCAAAAUCUCCAUGAUCAUAUGAUCAAAAUUCAGACGCAUGGCAACUGUUUCAUAUUUGACUGUUGUUGUGUCCCAAGGUCAUGUGUUCACCUUUUGCAACCUUCUGACAAAGUCAAUGGGGAAGCCAGAUUCAGUUAACCACCAGCUUACUAACUUGCUAACUGUAUUGAUUCACUUAACGGUGGCAAGAAAGGUAAAAUAGGGCAAAACUCACUUAACAAAUAUCUCAUUUAACAGAUUUUGGACUCCAUUGUCAUAAGUCGAGUAUCUUCAUUUAUGAUUCUUGCGGCAUCCAGGGUCAUGUGAUUUCCAUUUGGAAAUUUACAACAAGCACAGUCAAUGUGGGAAGGUAGUUUCACUUAACAACCAUACUUGAGAACUACAGUGAUUUGAUGAACGAUUGUGGCAUAAAAGGUUGCAAACUGCAUCACGAGUGACUUAAUUGCCUUACUUAGCAAUGGAAAUGGGCUCAAUUGUGGGUGUAGGUUGAGAACUACCUGUAUUACUAUCCUUACUUUGAAAUAUCAAAAAACCUGAUUUCAUUAAUUGAUCUUCUUGGUGGAGGGUAGUAUUUGUAUCCCAUGAGCAAAUUAGGUUCCUCCUGAAAUCUGAAGCCUUUAAAACUCAGUGUUUAGCCACUUAUAAACCACAGCUUCUAGCUACUCUAAAUGUGAUUUUGAACCAUAAUAAAGAAUUACCUUUUUUCUGUGCUCUGUAUGGAUUGGUGAGUAAAUCACAUUAUAGCUUUUGAUUUCAUUAUGGAGGAAUGUUCCAAUGCUCCACUCUAUUUUCUGAUUGCUCAAAAAUGCAAGUGGUGUUUCUUCUAAACUUCUUUUAAUCCAGAGAAUUACAAAGUAAUUGGAGAUGUUAAAAUGCAAACCUGCAUUGGGCAAAUAGCCAAACAGGACUGGCACACUCAUACUUUAAAGAAUGUUGCCUGGGCCUUGACAUAUAACACUGUAUGCAGCAGUUUAGCUAAUAAGAGUAUAUUGGAUUGGUGGCAUUCAUAGUUUUAAAUCUUUCCAAACUCCUGAUAAGGAAUUGUUACUAUUUCUUAGUUGCAGGCAACAGAGAUUCAUUUGGCCUCAGCUCUAGAAAUGAAAUAACCUAAUCCAAUGGUUUUAUUGAUAUAACUAAAAAACAAGGAGGGCAGGGGUUUUUUGGCAUGCAGUUACAUAGAGUAUAACAAUAAAUACAUCCAAAUUUUGGCUGCAUUUGUUGUAAAUCUAAGUUUUAAAGUCUUUGUUAAUGACACCCAAAGAGCCAUAAACUGCUUUGGAUGAAAUUUCAAAGUUAUAGUAAAAAAAUGAAAUAAAAUGAAAAAAGUGAUUUAGAUCAAUUUUCAUGCUUAAUGACCAUUGCAACAUCCCCAUGAUCACGUGAUCAAAAUUCAGGCACUUGGCAACUGGCAUGUAUUUAUGAUGGUUGCAGCAUCCAGGGUCAUGUGAUCUCCAUUUGUAAACUUCCACCAACCAGUUAAUGGCAAAGGCAGAUUCACUGAACAACCAUACAUAUGGUUGUUAACUGAACAACCAUACUUGAGAACCAUAGUGAUUUGGUGAAUGAUUGUUGCAUAAAAGGUUCCAAACUGGGGCAUUAAUUAGCUGUCUUACUUAGCAACAGAAAUUUGGGCUCAAUUGUGGAUGUCAGUUGAAAACUAUCUGUCCUUCCCUUUGAAAUACCAAGAGUUGACUCCAUUAACUGAUUUUGUUUGGGGGGGGGGGGUAUUUAUUCCUUAUGAGUAAUUUUUCUUUCUUUCCUGAAAUCUCACUAAUAAAGCAGAACUUCUAGCUACUCCAAAUGUGAUUUUGAACAGGAUAGAAUGGAUGUCUUUUUUCUGUGCUGUAUAUAUAUUGAUUGGUGAGUAAAACACAUUAUUGCAUUUGAUUUUGUUACUAUGCAGGAAUAUUCCUAUGUUCCAGUCUAUUUCUGAGGCUAUUAAUUGCCCAAAUAUAUAAGUGUUGUUUCUGCUGCACUUGUUUUAUUUCAGAGAAUUAUGAAGUAUUUGGAGAUGUUAAAAUGCAGACUUGCACAAGGCAAAUAGCCAAACAACAGCAGUCAUACUGUAACGAAUGUUGUCUGGGCCUUGAUAUAGUAGUAGUAGUAAGCUUUAUUGCGGUCAGAGACCAAAUUAAAAUAGACAAAGAAAGGGAGCAUAUUUUACAAAUAUGGAUAGAUCGUGGGACAGUACACCAUCUACUGCCUCAAAUACAAUCUGUACUGUCAAUGCUGGUGAUCCUCUGCCGUCGGGGUUACCUGUCCCUUUUCCUGUUUUUUUCCAGCCACGACUUUAGCAAAAUUUUUUGCCACCUUUAGAGUUAUAUUGGGGUCUGCAUCCUGGAGUAGGAAAUAAAGGCUGAACAUAUCAGGUGAACCAGGGAAUCUCUGUGAAAUAGGAGAAAUGAGUCUUGAUCUUAUAUCCCGGGCCUUGAUAUAUAGUUAGUCCUUGACCAGAAUUGAGCCCAAAAUUUCUGUUGCUAAGUGAGAAAUUUGUUAAUUGAGUUUUGCUCCAUUUUAUGACUUCCUGCCAAAUUUAUUAAGCAAAUCACUGCAACUGUUAAAUUAGUAGCACCAUUGUUAAGUGAAUCUGGCUUCCCCAUUGACUUGGCUUGUCAGAAAGUUGCAUGAUUCCAAUAUGCCACAACAGUCAUAUCUAUGAAAAUUGGUCAUAGUCAUUUUUUGCUGCUGUUUUAACUUCACAUGAUCACUAAGUGAACUGUUUUUAAGUCAAGGACUACCUGUAUAACACUGUAUGCAGCAGAUUAGCUCAUAGGUUGUAGUGGACAUGUGACAUUUAUACUUUGAAAUCUUUACUAAAGUCCUGAUAAGCAAUUCUUACUAUUUCUUGGCUGCAGACAACAGAGAUUCAUCUGGUCUCUGCACAAGAAAUUAAAUUACCAAAUUGAAUUGUCUUUUAGAUGUUAUUAUAAAACAUGGUAGCCUGCCACUCAAUGCUGCUCCUAUUCUUUAAAACCUCCACAGCAGACACAAAAUAUAACUACUUACAACUGCUGUGGAAAAUAUUUGAAGCUACUAUACCUUUUUUUUUUUUCCAGUUCUAUUUUCUUCCGGCACUUUUAGUUUUUUCUGUUGUUAUUUUUUCUUUUUGUUUUCUCUAUCCCAAUUUAUUAACAUAACUAGAAUUGGGCAGUUUUGGUAAGCAAAUUGCACCAUUUACUAUUCAGAACAUGGGAAAUGAAGAACUGGUGUUGCUUUCAUGCCCAAGAAAGUAUAUUAUCUCCCAUCUUUUGUUUACCUUCUCAGCUCAAAAGCUUCAGCGUUCUAUCAUAAUCCUUCCACCUACAAUGUUCCCCUGCCUAUUAGUGGGUUUAUGGUGAGGAUGCUUCCCUGGCUGAGGAUUGGUUAGACAAGCAGUUUUUGCUCUUUACUUUCCUUUGUGGUGCACCUCUUUGCUUCCUCGCUAAGGGUCAACACACAGUGAACUCAAGCACCCUAUCAUGACCAUCAUAAUUUAUGCCUCCCUUCCGGGAGGUUAACAAGGCUACCAGAUUGCAAUAAUAUGAGAUUUUCUCUGUGUUCUCUACUAUCUAGUGUCUAGUUUUUUUCGUUUCCUCCAAAGAUUUAGCUAAAACCUUUUUGUUUACUUUUUCUGAAGGGGGGGCAAAUAUUUUUUUGAACUCUGAAAUAAGCGCUUGGCCUUAUUGUCAUGCGCUCAAAUGCCCGAUUGGGCUUAUUAUCAGGGGAUGUCUUAUUUUGGGGGAAACAGGGUAUCUGAUCUGCCCCAUAAAGAAACCCCUUUGUGAGUAGUGCCAUGAGAAAUUACUCACCACUGAAGCUUCCUUAGGGAUGGCAGGGAAGAAAUUGCUUGAUGUUAAAAGUCUUGGCAUUUUAUUAAUAACACUUUUUUAAACCUGUAAUCCUCUUGGCAUUCCCUUCCAUGAGUCUUUUCUCCCCUUAUCUGAAUCCGUCAUUUUGUCUGGCACUACUAAGUCUGACAUUUCAACACAGCUGGAGGAGAAAUCCAGCACAAUGUAUUGUUAUGUUUUGUUUCAACUCUUCAGAAAUCAACCAGCCACAAACAAUCAAAGCGAAAAGGUGUAAAGGUAAAAAAAAUAGAUGUGGACAGGACAAGAAAGUAAAGCAGGUAAAGGUCAGCUCUAGAAAAAAGGUUACCUUAGUGAGUGUCAUCACAGGAAUCCUUCAGGCCAGGGGUGAAAUGCUCCCGGUUGGGAUCGGUAGCGAUGGCAGCGGGUGGUUCGGAGAACCGGUAGCAAAAAUCCCUGCGCCGUGCCCCCCCCCCCGCCCCCCAAUUUUUUCUACAACUUCUUUGGCAGAAAAAAUGCUUUUAAAAGUUAAAAAAAAAAGUCUCUGAUGCUUUCCCGGUUUCGGGGGGGCUCGAAGGGGGAGGCUCCUUUCCCUCAGAGAUUCUACGCCUCAGCAGAGCAGCUGCAAGCCGUUCCCUCCAAAAUUUCCCACGCCCUCCCAGAGCCUGGAUCAUGGUACUCCUUCCUAGAGGGAAAACACUGUAGAAGAAAUUCCUGGUGGCUGUGUCCUGUUUUGUAAAGCAGGAGUUUGCAGCCCCCAGGCUGCGGCCCACUGCCAGGCCGCAGCCCAUUUGGAACUGAGCCACAGAAGUGGGUGAGGGCGUGUGUGCACUUAUGAAGCUGCAUUUGUGAUAGUUGCAAACGCAAAACCAUCCCCUCUCCCCCCUGCCACCUCUGCCAGCCCACUGACCCAGAAAGAUUGGAGGACACUGUUGUAAAAAUGUAGAAUUUCCUCCCAAAGUCAGGUGAGCCUAGGGAUUUUCUUUUCCAAAUCCUACUUGCGGAAGUAUUCAAAACCACCAGCGCAGGGAUAGACCAGGGUACAGACAGAGACAUUCCCCAGAACGCGGAUUCAAGCGCAGGGACUCUCCCAACCCCAACAGCAGAAGAGAUCACAGAGGUAGGCCCCAGGAUAGUCACUCAGGCUCACUCUAUGGGCUUGGAGGAUGGGGGCACGACAACAAACAAAUAAAGAAAGAGAACAUUUGGCUGUUAGACUCAGGUGCAACCAACCACACCACCCACAAUGCCAACUUACUCUCCUCAUUCACAGAGGAAAGCUUCAUGAUUAAAGUAGCGAACCAAAACAAUGUCAGAGUGGCGGGGAAGGGAAACAUAAACAUACCAGAGAUUGGAGAAAUAGAGGGGAUCUUAUUUGUGCCAGAGAUCCCAUACAACAUACUGGCCGCCAUACGGCUAAGCAAGGACACAGACAUCGAAGUCAUUUUCAAGGCAGGAUAGGCACGCCUGGUCAAGAAUGGAAAGGACAUAGGAGAGGUUAUAAUUAGCGAUGGCCUGCCAUACUUCAAAGCAGGCAACAUUAAUCAUCUAAGCAUAAACACUAACUCAGGGGCAGAGCAGGAACAGACUUCUUCCGAAGAUGAUAGAGAGAACAAUGAUGAAGUAGAGGGGGACAGCCACCAAGAGGCAAGGGGCAGUGAACAUAACUACGAGCCCAUCGACGACAACAAACUCUCGUUAGGUAGACCCAUACAUGACAACUGUGCACACCUCCUACACAGGAAGCUAGGCCACAUUAGUUUUCCUGUUGUAGAAAAGAUGACAAAAUGUACUGAUGGUUUAAGAGUAAAGAAUUGUGAAAACUAUCUCGAGUGCUCAAUCUGUAAAUGUUCCAAACUAAAAACAAAACCGAGACCAAAGAAGUCAGUACGCACAACCGACUCUAUUUUUCAAUUAAUACAUAUGGACCUAGUGGGGCCUCUAAAACCUUCUAUCAAAUACAAAAAAAAAGAUUCUUCCUAACUAUCGUAGAUGACUACAGCCGCUACGGCUUCGUAUACACCAUCAACCAUAAGAAUGAGGUGUAUCAAAAAUUCAGGGAAUUUUACAAAAGAGUAGAGGUUCAACACAACACAAAAAUAAAACAAAUAAUGACUGACCAAGGUUCUGAGUUCCUAUCAAGGGACUUCUCAAGGUGGUUAAGGGAACAUGGGGUACUGCAUUAUACAUCCUCACCAUUCUCCGCCUUCCAGAAUGGAGUAGUAGAACGAAAAAACAGCACAUUACAAACUGAUGAGGUGCGCCUUGGAAGAUGCGGGACUAGGGCAAUCCUGGUCAGAAGCCCUUCUCUAUUGCAACUACACACUUAACAGGUUGUGGUCUAGCGUAAUAAACGCAACUCCCUAUGAGCUAAUGUAUAGGAGGAAACCCAACAUAGCCCACCUACACGUGUUUGGGGUCACAGCCGACGUACGUAUCCCCAAGUUAUUUUCGCAGAUGACACAACAGUGAUUAGUCUCAUUCGAGACAAUGAUGAAUCCGCAUACAGAUGGGAGGUUGAACAACUAGUCUCGUGGUGCGACUGGAACAAUCUGGAACUGAACACACUCAAAACCGUAGAAAUGGUGGUAGACUUUAGGAGAAACUUCCACCUCUCACAAUACUAGACAACACAGUAUCAACAGUAGAGACCUUCAAAUUUCUAGGUUCUACCAUAUCACAAGAUCUAAAAUGGACAGCUAACAUCAAAAACAUCAUCCAAAAAGAACAACAAAGAAUGUUCUUUCUGCGCCAACUCAGAAAGCUCAAACUGCCCAAGGAGCUGCUGAUACAGUUCUACAGAGGAAUUAUUGAGCCUGUCAUCUGCACCUCUAUAACUGGUUUGGUUCUGCAACCCAACAAGACAGACACAGACUUCAGAGGACAAUUAGAACUGCAGAAAAAACUGGCUACCAACCUGCCUUCCAUUGAGGACCUGUAUACUGCACGAAUCAAAAAGAGGGCUGUGAAAAUAUUUACAGACCUUUCACAUCCUGGAUAUAAACUGUUUCAACUCCUACCCUCAAAACGACGCUACAGAGCACUGCACACCAGAACAACUAGACACAAGAACAGUUUCUUCCCAAACACCAUCACUCUGCUAAACAAAUAAUUCCCUCAACACUGUCAAACUAUUUACUAAAUCUGCACUACUAUUAAUCAUUUCAUCGUUCCCACCACCCAUCUCCUUCCACUUAUGACUGUAUUACUGUAACUUUGUUGCUUGUAUCUUUACAAUUUAUAUUGAGAUUGUUUCCUGAUUGCUUAUUUGUACCCUAUGAUUAUCAUUAAGUGUUGUACCUUAGAAUUCUUGAUGAACAUAUCUUUUCUUUUAUGUACACUGAGAGCAUAUGUACCAAGACAAAUUCCUUGUGUGUCCAAUCACAGUUGGCCAAUAAAAUUCUAUGAUCUAUGAUUUACAAUUUA
Pantherophis guttatus is the source of this 10290-nucleotide messenger RNA. RefSeq lists its product as uncharacterized. Gene Ontology annotation, biological process: regulation of DNA-templated transcription. NCBI's taxonomy places the organism in Eukaryota, Metazoa, Chordata, Lepidosauria, Squamata, Colubridae. The record is from RefSeq and is a predicted model, not a curated record.